Tauraco erythrolophus (red-crested turaco) is the source of this 1125-nucleotide messenger RNA. The record is from RefSeq and is a predicted model, not a curated record. Lineage: Eukaryota; Metazoa; Chordata; Aves; Musophagiformes; Musophagidae.
AUUCAUGUUGCCCUGAUUAUAAAACCUGAUAAUUUCUGGCAGAAGCAGAAGACAAACUUUGGCAGUUCCAAGUUCAUCUUUGAGACAAGUAUGGUAUCUGUUGAAGGCCUGGCAAAACUCGUUGAUCCUUCUCAACUGACGGAUGAGUUUGAAGGAUCCUUGGAUUACAACCACGAUGAAUGGAUAGAGUUGCGUGUCUCCUUGGAAGAGUUUUUCAACAGUGCCAUCCAUUUAUUAUCAAGGCUGGAGGAUCUCCAGGAAAUGUUGGCUAGGAAGGAGUUUCCGGUUGAUGUUGAGGGCUCAAGAAGGCUGAUUGAUGAGCACACGCAGCUUAAGAAAAAAGUGAUUAAAGCUCCUGUGGAAGAACUGGAUCGUGAGGGUCAGAGGUUGUUACAAUGCAUAAGAUGCAGUGAUGGUUUUUCCGGUAGGAACUGCAUUCCUGGAAGUGCAGAUUUUCAAAGUCUUGUGCCAAAGAUCACCAGCCUUUUAGACAAGCUGCAUUCUACCCGGCAACACUUACAUCAGAUGUGGCAUGUCCGCAAGUUGAAACUGGACCAGUGCUUUCAACUCCGGCUUUUUGAGCAAGAUGCUGAGAAGAUGUUCGACUGGAUCAGCCACAACAAAGAAUUGUUCCUGCAGAGCCACACGGAGAUCGGCGUGAGCUACCAACAUGCCCUUGACCUGCAGACGCAGCACAAUCACUUUGCCAUGAAUUCCAUGAAUGCCUAUGUCAACAUCAAUCGGAUCAUGUCCGUUGCAUCGCGGCUUUCCGAGGCAGGCCAUUAUGCUUCCCAGCAAAUUAAACAAAUAUCAAGCCAGCUGGAUCAAGAGUGGAAGAGUUUUGCUGCAGCUCUGGAUGAGCGCAGCACCAUCUUAGCCAUGUCUGCUGUCUUUCACCAGAAAGCUGAACAGUUCCUUUCAGGUGUGGAUGCCUGGUGCAAAAUGUGCAGUGAAGGAGGCCUCCCCUCAGAAAUGCAAGACCUGGAACUGGCCAUCCAUCAUCAUCAGACUCUGUAUGAACAAGUAACACAGGCCUACACAGAGGUAUGUGCUUCCCAGAGAAGAAUGUCAGUAUCUGUUAAGUGAUAACAGAUAUUUGACUACAUUUUGGAGUUUAGCUUUUCU